AUGGCGCUCGCAGGCAAGCACUCCUCGAAACCUCGAGCAGGAGAGCUCGAGCUCGGGGACUUUCCGGACCAUGCGCUCUGCCGGAUACGCAUCACUUUCAUGUCCAAGAGCGUGCAGGACCUGGAGAAGGUCUGCGCGGAGCUGAUCAAGAAUGCCAAGGAGAAGAGGUUGAAAAUCAAGGGACCGGCUCGAAUGCCCAACAGGACCAUGCGCAUCACCAGCAGGAAGUCCCCUUGUGGCCAAGGGACCAACACGUGGGACACUUUCGAGCUCCGAGUUCACAAGCGCGUGAUCGAUCUCUUCACUUCCACUCAGAUUGUCAAACAAAUCACAUCUGUCAACAUCGAGCCUGGUGUUUAUGUCGAAGUCUCCAUCUGCGAGGCCUAG
This is a messenger RNA of Marchantia polymorpha subsp. ruderalis, 387 nucleotides long. NCBI's taxonomy places the organism in Eukaryota, Viridiplantae, Streptophyta, Marchantiopsida, Marchantiales, Marchantiaceae. The record is from the annotation of a GenBank genome assembly.